UUGUCCCUCUUGUCUCUCCGCCCGUCAAGCCACUAUUCAGUAAACACUCGAUCAUAACCACCACCCCCGUCGCUCCAAGCUCCCCUGCGAUAAAUUCAAUCCUCUUUUCGUCCCUCUCGACCUCGUCGCUACUACUGUACCUAUAUAUUAUCGAGGGCUAUUCUCCCAUCCCUCCUCCCAAUUCGACGUGACCAUGGCUACUGGUCCAGCUACUCAAUCCCUCAAGUGUGUGGUGACGGGUGAUGGUGCGGUAGGAAAAACAUGUCUCCUGAUUUCGUACACGACCAACGCUUUCCCCGGCGAAUAUAUCCCUACCGUAUUUGACAACUACACCGCUAGUGUGAUGGUAGAUGGCCGACCAAUUAGCUUGGGACUUUGGGAUACUGCUGGACAGGAAGAUUACGACCGUCUUCGCCCAUUGUCCUACCCGCAAACCGACGUCUUCCUGAUCUGCUUCUCCAUCGUUAGCCCGCCGUCCUUCGACAACGUUAAAGCCAAGUGGUUCCCGGAGAUUGAACACCAUGCCCCCAACGUCCCCAUCAUCCUGGUCGGCACCAAGCUCGACCUGCGAGACGACCGUGGUACCAUAGAUGCUCUCCGACAGCGAAAGAUGGAGCCCGUCUCCUACGAACAAGCUCUGGCUGUGGCCAAGGAAAUCCGGGCACACAAGUACCUCGAAUGUUCGGCCCUGACGCAGCGCAACCUGAAGAGUGUAUUCGACGAGGCGAUCCGCGCUGUCCUCAAUCCCCGGCCUGCGGCCAAACCGAAGAACAAGAAAUGCCUGAUUCUGUAGAUCGUCCCAAAGGACAUGUUCGACUUCCCA
Messenger RNA from Aspergillus costaricaensis CBS 115574, 823 nucleotides. RefSeq names its product putative Rho GTPase Rac (gene racA). Gene Ontology annotation, biological process: establishment or maintenance of cell polarity; regulation of cell shape; small GTPase-mediated signal transduction. Gene Ontology annotation, cellular component: cytoplasmic vesicle; cell projection; cytoskeleton. Gene Ontology annotation, molecular function: GTPase activity; GTP binding; protein kinase binding. The record is from RefSeq and is a predicted model, not a curated record. Lineage: Eukaryota; Fungi; Ascomycota; Eurotiomycetes; Eurotiales; Aspergillaceae. The transcript is spliced from 6 exons. The coding region runs from base 194 to 793 and encodes 199 amino acids.